AUGACGGCAAUGAGGGUGGCUAAUCGUCGCGCGCUGGGCUCGGCCUUCAGUGCCACCAGGAAUGUCUUCAUUCGCCGCAGCGAGAGCAACACCUAUACUCGCGCCUUCACUUCUUCUCAAGCUGCUCGGGUUGUAGUCUCUCAGGAUACCCCCAACCUGCGACACGCCCAGAGAGAUCCGGAUCCUCCAGAAGGACUUCGCCGAGCCCCGGUUAACCCCGCCGACAAGUAUGCGGUAAAGGCAGAGGAGUUGCAUCGGUAUGGAUCAUGGCUCAUGGGUUGUAUGCCAAAGUACAUUCAGCAAUUCUCUGUGUGGAAGGAUGAGCUGGUCAUCUAUAUCUCUCCAUCUGGAGUAAUCCCCGUGUUUUCAUUUCUUAAAUUUGUUCCAAUCCGGCCAGAAGAGGGUGCUGACAAGAUUCCAGACAACACUUCUGCGGAGUUCACUCAAGUAUCGGAUAUCACUGCUGUCGACUUUCCCACCCGAGACCAGCGAUUCGAAGUCGUCUACAAUAUGCUGAGUGUGCGCCACAACUCCCGAAUCCGGGUCAAAACAUAUGCGGACGAGGCAUCUCCAGUCCCAAGUAUUACGAGCCUGUACGAUGGAGCAAACUGGUAUGAACGAGAGGUUUAUGAUCUAUUUGGAGUAUUCUUUGUUGGACAUCCAGACCUUCGACGUAUCAUGACGGACUACGGCUUUGACGGCCAUCCAUUACGAAAGGACUUCCCUUUGACGGGGUACACGGAAAUCAGAUACGAUGAAGAGAAGAAGAGGAUUGUUGUGGAGCCAUUGGAGCUGACACAAGCGUUCCGGAACUUUGAGGGUGGUUCAGCCGCAUGGGAGCAAGUUGGGGCUGGUGUGGAUAGAAAGCCCGAAUCCUUCAAGCUGCCUACGCCGAAACCCGAAGAGAAGAAGGAAGAGCCAAAGAAAUAG
This is a messenger RNA of Lachnellula hyalina, 930 nucleotides long. It is a transcript of the gene nuo-31, whose product is annotated as NADH-ubiquinone oxidoreductase 30.4 kDa subunit, mitochondrial. Lineage: Eukaryota; Fungi; Ascomycota; Leotiomycetes; Helotiales; Lachnaceae. The transcript has 3 exons. Bases 1 to 930 code for a protein of 309 amino acids. Gene Ontology annotation, molecular function: NADH dehydrogenase (ubiquinone) activity. The record is from RefSeq and is a predicted model, not a curated record.